AUGAUUCAUAAUCGCCGAUUGCUUUUUACUACUUCCAAUCUCUACAAACUCACCCAUCAUUUUUCCUUUCUUUCUCGCCCUCAUUCCUUCGCUUCCCCAACACCCUUUUCCGCAAAGUUAACGUCUUUACAUUCUACAACUAGAUUCACCUCCACCUGGAGAACCCCAGGUUUGUUCAAAGAUUCCAACUUUUUAGGUCAAGUUAGUUUAUUAAGAUGUUACUGUAAUAAUAAUAGUGGUGGGUCAAAGGAAUGGACUGAGGAAAUUGAGUAUUUGGAUGAAUCUGGUAGUGUUAUUUAUAAGGGUAAGGGUGUUAGGUCUGUAGUGCCUGGGAUUGAUGAUCAUGUUAUGGUGGGUGAGGUUAAAAAGCCCUUUUUGAAUGCUUUAGCUGUGGCUAAAAUUGUUGAGGUUGUUAAGAGAUGGAAGUGGGGUCCAGAAUUGGAGACCCAAUUGGACAAACUUCAGUUUGUACCAAACAUGACUCAUAUUGCUCAGGCUUUGAAGGUUAUUAAUGAUGGUGAUGCUUGUUUGAGUUUGUUUAGGUGGUCUAAGAGACAAUCUUGGUAUUCGCCGAGUGAUGAUUGUUAUGUUAUGUUGUUUGAUGGUUUGAAUCAGCGGAGGGAUUUCGAUGGGAUACAGUCGUUGUUCGAUGAGAUGGUUGCUGAUUCUGGGAAUAGUGGGGUUUCGUUGGUUGUUUCGUGUAAUAGAGUGAUUCGGUACUUGGCUAAGGGUGAGAGAUUGGAAGUUGCUUUUUGUUGCUUUAAGAAAAUACAGGAUGGUGGUGGUGAGGUUGAUACCGAAACGUAUAAUUCGCUUAUUACUUUGUUUUUGAAUAAGGGUUUGCCUUAUAAGGCGUUUGAGAUAUAUGAGAGCAUGGAGAAAGCUAAUCGUAAAUUGGAUAGUUCGACUUAUGAAUUGAUGAUUCCGAAUUUGGCAAAGUCGGGCCGACUUGAUGCUGCUUUCAAACUCUUCCAAGAAAUGAAAGGAAGAGAUUUCCGGCCGGGUUUAAACAUCUUUGCAUCACUUGUUGAUUCAAUGGGGAAGGCAGGGAGGUUGGAUGGUGCGAUGAAAGUAUAUAUGGAGAUGCGAGGUUACGGAUACAGGCCGCCCCCUACCAUAUAUGUCUCUUUGAUUGAAUCCUAUGUGAAAUCUGGAAAGUUAGAAACCGCUCUGAGGCUUUGGGAUGAGAUGAAAUUAGCAGGGUUCAGGCCUAACUUUGGCUUGUAUACAUUGAUCAUUGAAUCUCAUGCAAAAUCAGGGAAGCUUGAUAUUGCUAUGUCUGCGUUUUCUGAUAUGGAGAAAGCUGGAUUUCUACCAACUCCAUCUACAUAUGCUUGUCUCUUGGAAAUGCAUGCUGCGUCUGGACAAAUCGAUCACGCCAUGAAGCUGUACAAUUCAAUGACUAAUGCAGGUUUAAGGCCUGGCCUAAGCACUUACACCGUUCUUUUAACUCUACUAGCUAAUAAGAAGCUGGUGGAUGUUGCUGCCAAGAUUCUACUUGAAAUGAAGGCCAUGGGAUAUUCCGUGGACGUGACAGCUAGUGAUGUUUUGAUGGUGUAUAUCAAGGAAGGUUCAGUUGAUCUUGCUUUGAGGUGGCUGCGUUUCAUGGGUUCGUCGGGGAUCAGAACCAAUAAUUUUAUAAUCAGGCAAUUGUUUGAGUCGUGCAUGAAGAAUGGGAUAUACGAGUCAGCGAAGCCUCUUCUUGAAACAUAUGUUAACUCUGCCGCCAAAGUUGAUUUGAUACUUUACACCUCAAUUUUAGCUCAUCUUGUUAGGUGCCAGGAAGAAGAGAAUGAGAGGCAUUUGAUGUCUAUCCUUAGCGCAACAAAGCAUAAGGCGCACUCGUUUAUGUGUGGACUUUUCACAGGUCCGGAACAGAGGGGACAACCAGUGUUGACUUUUGUAAGGGAUUUCUUUCAAAGUAUUGAUUAUGAAUUGGAGGAAGGUGCUGCAAAGUACUUUGUCAAUGUUCUUCUCAAUUACCUAGUUCUUAUGGGACAGAUAAAUCGAGCGCGGUGUGUUUGGAAGGUUGCUUAUGAGAAUAAACUUUUCCCAAAGGCUAUAGUUUUCGAUCAGCACAUUGCUUGGUCCCUUGACGUUAGAAACUUGUCGGUUGGAGCCGCGCUUAUAGCAUCAGUGCACACUCUUCACAGGUUUAGAAAACGUAUGCUGUAUUACGGUAUUGUCCCCAGACGGAUUAAAUUGGUGACAGGACCAACGUUAAAGAUUGUUAUUGCGCAGAUGUUAAGCUCAGUAGAGUCUCCGUUUGAGGUGAGUAAAGUGGUUCUUAGGGCGCCAGGAGAUUCGGUGAUGGAAUGGUUUAAGAAACCAAUAGUUCAGCAGUUUCUUCUGAAUGAAAUUCCAUCUAGGGCUGAUAUUUUGAUGCAUAAGCUGAACAUACUUUUCCCUAAUUCUGCACCUGAAAUCAGAUCUUUAUCCCCUCCUAAACCUCUAAUUGCAGGCAGGGCAAUGUAA
This is a messenger RNA of Vicia faba (fava bean), 2475 nucleotides long. NCBI's taxonomy places the organism in Eukaryota, Viridiplantae, Streptophyta, Magnoliopsida, Fabales, Fabaceae. The record is from the annotation of a GenBank genome assembly.